Messenger RNA from Siniperca chuatsi (mandarin fish), 5236 nucleotides. RefSeq names its product solute carrier family 35 member E1 (gene slc35e1). The transcript is spliced from 6 exons. Gene Ontology annotation, molecular function: antiporter activity. Lineage: Eukaryota; Metazoa; Chordata; Actinopteri; Centrarchiformes; Sinipercidae. The record is from RefSeq and is a predicted model, not a curated record. Gene Ontology annotation, cellular component: Golgi apparatus. The coding region runs from base 109 to 1245 and encodes 378 amino acids.
CCGGACGUUAUGCGUUUCCUUCAUUGUUGGUAAACGACGGUUGAGCAGCGUUACCCUCCCCGACACACACACACACACCGCCGGUGACUCGUCACUCCGCGCUGGAAGAUGGCUGCGGCGGACCGGCCCCCGGUCAGGGAAGGGAUCCGGAUAGUUUUACUGUGUGUGUGCUGGUACACGGUCAGCUCGGGGGGCAACAUCGUCAACAAAAUCAUCCUCAAUGGAUUCCCGUACCCGGUCACAGUCUCUCUGUUUCAUAUUAUUUCUAUCGUCGUCUUUCUCCCGCCGUUGUUGCGGGCAUGGGGAGUCCCCAAAACAGAACUGCCGAGCAGGUACUACCGGUGGUACAUCCUGCCUUUAGCCUUCGGAAAAUACUUUGCAUCUGUGUCGGCUCACUUCAGCAUAUGGAAAGUGCCCGUUUCAUAUGCGCACACCGUCAAAGCCACAAUGCCAAUAUGGGUUGUGCUGUUAUCAAGAAUUAUCAUGAGGGAGAAGCAAACCACAAAGGUGUACAUAUCGCUCAUCCCCAUCAUCGGCGGAGUGCUGCUGGCCACAGCGACUGAGCUGUCCUUCGAUGUUUCAGGACUAAUCAGCGCUUUGGCUGCCACGCUCUGCUUUUCUCUGCAGAACAUCUUCUCCAAAAAGGUGUUGCGCGACACAAGUAUCCACCACUUGAGACUGCUCAACAUCCUGGGCUUUAAUGCUGUUAUCUUCAUGCUGCCCACUUGGGUUCUGGUGGAUCUCUCUGUGUUUCUUGUUAAUGGAGACCUGUCGGACAUGUCCGGAUGGACGGGUACCUUUGUCCUCCUGCUCAUCAGCGGCUUCUGCAACUUCGCUCAGAAUGUCAUCGCCUUCAGCGUACUUAACAUCGUCAGCCCACUCAGCUACGCCGUCGCCAACGCCACCAAGAGGAUCAUGGUCAUAAGCAUCUCACUGCUAAUGCUGCGCAACCCGGUCACCCUCACAAACGUCCUGGGUAUGAUGACGGCCAUAGUCGGGGUCUUCCUGUACAACAAGGCCAAGUACGAUGCUAACAAGCAGAAGAAGCUGCUGCCCAGCGCCAAGCAGGACCUGAUGUCCUUUGACAACCCGGCGCUGGAGAAGAUCCAGGCCAACGGGUCAGUGCCUUUCUCCCACGGCUCAGAGCAGCAGCACAGCUGGAACAACGUGCUGACUGACCACUUCCAGUACAGCCGGCAGACCUACACGACAAACUACAGCAGCAACCACCAGUAUGUAGUGUAAAGGAGGAGUCUGUCCUCGCUCUGGGUCGCUGUCAUAGACUUUACUGUGUGUAGCCGCCCUCCCAGCAGUGGGUCUUCAAAGCCCCGCACACGAGACUGAAGGCAAGUGCUGUUUGUUCUGGAUAGGAAGAAUGAGAUAAGUCGGUCACGAUGGGCCAGUGACACAACCUCUCCCACGCUCCUCCCUGUCUAAACUUCACUUUCUGACAGCUUCUCUGUAUUCUUCUCGUCAUUUUUUAUUUAUUACUUUGGUGAGAAAAAACUAAAAACUUGUUUUCAGACAUUUUGGUGACAGAUUCAGCCAUGUUAUCCAGACACAGAAAUGUGCCACAACAGGUGGACAUGUAAAAGGUAGUUGAUUAUUUGCACCUUACUGUCUGGAAAUGUCUGAGUUUUGUUUUCACAACCAGCCAUCAUUUGUUUUCGGUUAUUUUAUUCACUUUCAGAGGAACGGAUGUAAGCUGUAAUCAUUUACUCUGAACACCAACUUGCACAGAAACAAGAGUGUCAUGUUCAAAGCUCAGUGGAAGACCAUAACAUUUUGGUUUUAGACAAUUCAUGUUUAGGGUUGUCAUUUUUCUUCAUGAGGCACCUGUAAUGAUGUGAGGAGAAACAAUCUGUUUGAUGUCCUCAGUGAAUAAAAUGGGCUCCACUGCUUAAAAGCUUAAGACAGAUGGGACUUGUUUGUGGACAGAGAAGGGUCGUAUGUUUCGUACUCAAUUUCCAAAAUUCGAAAUUACAAGUGCCCGAUGAAGAAAAAUGCCCACAUUUCAAAAUAAAAUGAAAAAAAAAUGUAACUGCAAGAAACUGUAAACUUGCAGAUCAGUAAAAUUUCAGUCACACUUGUGAGCAAGUGUUUUUAACUGCCACUGUCAAAGAACUUGCUAUUCUGAAACACACACACACAAAGCCUCCAUGUCUUUGAACUAAGAUCAACUUUAAUGAAAUCCAAGAGAGAGACCAGUUCUCUUACACAGAACAGUCAGUGACCUCCCACAGAUCUGUCCUUUUUUAUUAUUUCUUUUGUUUUCAUGGAGCUGUAAUGUAAACAAGUUAGACAGCUUCAUACUGUAAGGAUGCUCAUGUUUCAUGUUUCUUAGGGAGUUUAACCAUGUAAAAUGUAAGAGAUGUUAAAAUUCAUUAUUUUGCUGUCAUAGUUUGGAGUUGAAGAAUCGAUUUAAUUCGAUGCAUACUUUUUUUUUAUUGGUUAUUGGUAUUUAUUGAUCUGCAAAGCUUCUCAGGCAGUGAGAUUUUCUCUUCUGUCAGGCAAUUUUUCAGCCUGCACCAAAGCUACUCUGUCAUGUUUGGGUUUUUUUUUUUAAACAGAGGCACAUCAUGAAACAACAAAUGUGUUAUGCAGAUUGUGACUUUCUGUCAAGUGACUUUAUAGUUCUGGUGUUUUAAUUUAAAGCAUUUUUGUAACAUUGGUGUCAGACAGUCACUGGACAGACUUGAAUCAAAAUGAGACGUGCAUGAAAUCAGAGGUUUGGUUUGUGCGAUUAAAGACUGUAACCGUGCUUUCAGGUAGACGAGGUUUAUUUAUCAUUAUUGAUUACAGUGUCUGCAAAAUUGGUAACUAAUAAUCAUUUAAUAAUGAAAGCCUUUUUUUACUGCUUGAAGAACAAUUAAAUUUAGGAAACAUCAGUCACUUGCUUUUCUCCUCACAGGAUAGCUUGUGCUAUCUCUGAUGAACACUGAGCAUCUCACUGCAGCAAUAUAAAGUUUUUAUGAUCUUUUUUUGUGAGUCAAAUGUCUCAGCAUCUGAAAUCUACGUUGUAUUUCUGCUCAGUUAUUUUUAGGGACAACGCACUUUAACUGAAUUUUUGUGAAAGUGCCAGUUGUAGCCUGUGAGCUUAUUUUUUCAGCUGUAGUCCCUGGCAGAUGUGGGUAAGGGAAUAGUGCAGUUAUAUUCUAAUAAUAUGGCUUUUGUGUGUGUGUGUGUGUGUGUGUGUGUGUGUGUGUGUGUGUACUAUGUUUGCCUUCGACAAAUUUAAAACACUGUCACAGUAUGUAGUCUGGAGAAAAACUUCAAAAGAGGUCUGUGGGGUCGGUGCGCUCUGUGCUUCCCAGAGACUAGUAUCAAUAAUUGUCUGUUUACUCCUUUUUUUAAAUUUAUAGAGCAGACUAGCUCUUACUGCUGAGGCUGUAGUUUGUGGUGUUGGACUGCGUUAAAUUAUAACGUAUACCACAAACAUGACAAAGGAGUUGAAUCAAAAUCUAUGAGCCUGUCACCAUUGAUUUAAAAUGAUACAUUUCAUAAAGGUAGCAUUUAUCUACUGGUACAUUUUUGUUUUCAGUCCCUUUUUUUAACUGUUAAGAAAACCUCAGAACGUCAUUACCAACAUUUUACAUUAACAUUGAAUUAAAUGACUGUGUAAUGUGAAGGUGUUGCUCACAUAUAGUUAAAGGUAACUGCUCUCAUCAACUCCUGCAAGCAGCCGUUUAAAGCACCUGUGAUAAUCCCCACGUGUGCUACCUUCCCAACACCAAACGCAGACGGAUUACCUGAGUGGCUGGAGAACAAAGUGGAGCAUUUGACAGCUAAAACACCAGAUAUUUGUUAGGAGUAGGCAAAGACCCAACAGAGCUUAAAGCAGAGUGGAUAUCAUUCGUCAGGUGGCCAGAAACAUGUAGCUGUUUUCUAUUUUGCUGUAAGAAUUUCUACCACUUUAAUAUGAAUAAGCAGAUGUCUUAAAUGAAUCUGUCCAGAUAUUACUAAACACUAAGUACCGCUAGUCAGUCAAGGAGACACACACACACACACACGUCUUCAACUCUAAAUCAUGAAUCUUUACAGAACAUUUUUCAAACCGCUUUGUUCUUGCAUUUUUAUCUACAACAGGUGGAACUUAGAAAGCUGGUUGUCACACUGUUGCCUCGUUUUUAAAAAAAAAUAUAUUUUUAAAUAUCAAAGAGGGAAAUCUGCUCCCUUAAAUCAUCACAAAUGCUUUUUAGAAACAGUCUAUUUCAAAUCAAGAUUAGCUGGUAAUUGACUUAUUUCAAUACAAAUAGCUAUACAGUUAUUGUUAUUUUAUGGCAAAAAUAAAAUGCACACUUCAUCUGCAUAUCAGAUUGGUGCAGUAAAUCAUGUGAAGGAAAAUCCAUCAUCCAUCGUUGUGAGGGGUGAGUAAAUAAAAAAAAAAAAACUAAACUUGUCAGCUGCUGAGAAGUGAUUACAUGUUAGACAGUAGUGUGGCAUCGACACACAACAUCCAAACAAAACAAAUAAUUCAACAAAGAAACGACACAAUCUUUUCGUAGUUUAGGAACGUAAUAGUCACAUGAAAUCUGAACUUCAGAGUUUGUGCUCAUUUCCCCAAAUUCUGCGAUUAUAUCCAGAACUUUGGACAGUAACAAUCAACAUGUGGAUGCAUUUUAGCCAGAAUGCAUUGGGAGAAAGGAACAACAGUACACGUAACAUUUGAACCUUUAGUGGAUAAUCAGUGUCCACUGCUGCAGCCGAUGUUUUUAGACUCUUUGGGAUUUCUUUGUUUUUGUUCAUGUCCUUCCUCAUGUUGCCAAAAGCAGAUAUACGACCUUUCUGAUGCUGAUGCACCACAGGAUGGAGGCCUUGUUUGCAGGUGGACAAGAUGUAAAAAUGAAUGAACGACAACAUGUAGGACACAUGUUGUCGUUUAUGAAUUUCCUUAUGAUUUUGUUUUUCAGUGUCCUGCUGGCUCUUUGUUUCUGUACAGCAAGCUAAAGGGAGAACUGUUGAUUUGGCUCUCUCCUGUAAAGCUUUUAACUGGGAUGUAAAUGUUAAUGAAUGGAGGAAGGGGGGGUUACUUUGUAAAAUUAUUAUUUUUGUGCGUCUUUAAUGGAUCUUAAGACAGACUUUUUACUUAACUGAUGUUUAUAGAUUUUUAUUUAUGGUGUCAAGAUACAAAAAUGUUGUACAGAGGUGCAGCUAUGCACAGUCUUGUCUGCUUAUGUUUAGUAAAUGCUAUUUUUAAAUGUUGGGGGAAAAAAUAAAUGCAUUAUGGAAUAGUGAA